This is a messenger RNA of Etheostoma cragini (Arkansas darter), 6270 nucleotides long. It is a transcript of the gene scarf2, whose product is annotated as scavenger receptor class F, member 2. NCBI's taxonomy places the organism in Eukaryota, Metazoa, Chordata, Actinopteri, Perciformes, Percidae. The transcript is spliced from 11 exons. Gene Ontology annotation, molecular function: scavenger receptor activity. The coding region runs from base 596 to 3445 and encodes 949 amino acids. The record is from RefSeq and is a predicted model, not a curated record.
GAUAGAGUAACAAAUCAGGAAUUUCCCUCCUACCACUACUGAGAGCGCAAGAGAGGACAAAAGUUAUAAUCGCUUGUCCUCAGAGAGGAAACCGCCAAAGGCACCUAAGUCGCCUUCAUUUUUUGCAAGGCUAUCAACACAUCUACACGUUUCGACGCGCGCGGAGGACAUCACGUUGGGGAAAAAAAGUUUUAAUUUCAUUAUGACUCCGGACCUACGAGCUUUUGCAUGAUGGCCCAUUUCAGAAUGUUGACGGAAUCAAGAGCGCACUGCAGGAAAACAGCGUUAGUCAAGAAUAGCCUACUGUGAUUUGCAAGUUUGGGUUUUUAUGACUUUGUUUCAGCUGUUCGGUUGGGAUUGCUGUCGCAUGGGCACUUUUUUGCUGCUGAGUUUCUCGAUGGCGUAGGUGGUUGCGAGAGUUUUAAAAACACCUUUUUGGACAAGGAUUUGAUAUCUACCAAGCAGAUACCUAUGGAUUAUAUGCGUUAAACAAAUCGGAGGUGUUAUCAAAAACAGUGGAAAGCAGUCAAUCAUAUUUUGGAGAAGGGAAAUGCGGUGUGAAAACGGCGUCUAGAAGGAUGCUGCUGCUUGUACGAUGGAAGUGAAGAACUCUUUAGCUGUUGCUGCGGUGGUUUGUCUCUUCUUUUGCUCCAGUUUCAGCCACGAACUCAACCCAAAAGGCAGGAAUGUAUGCAAAGCACCCGGAUCAUCAGGAUUUGUGUGCUGCAGUGGAUGGGGGCAGCUAGAGGAUGAAUGCCUGACACCUCUCUGUGAAGGCAACUUCACCUGCAACGAAAAUGAGGUGUGUGUCAGGCCGAAUGAAUGUCGCUGUCGUCAUGGAUACUUUGGAGCUAGCUGUGACACUAAGUGCCCUGCCCAGUUCUGGGGUCCUGACUGCAAAGGGAAAUGUAAUUGUUACCCCAACGGCCAGUGUGAUGACUUGACCGGGAAGUGUACCUGCAACCACAAUCGUUGGGGACCGAACUGCGAGAAUGCUUGCUUAUGCCAAAAGGGCAAGUGUGACCAAGAGACGGGCAAAUGCACAUGCCACCCUGGCGUCUGGGGUCCCCAGUGCAACAACAACUGCUACUGCAGCAUCAACUCUAUCUGCGAUGCAACGACAGGGCGAUGUAUGUGCAACCCUGGGUGGACGGGGAGGAACUGUGCAAUCCAGUGUAACUGUAACAAUUCACCAUGCGAACAGUUCACUGGACGCUGCCUGUGCCGGGAGAGGCUGUGGGGCCCACGGUGUGACCGUUACUGCCAGUGCAUCCACGGCAAGUGCAAUCAGGCGGACGGCUCAUGUACCUGCACACCAGGGUACCGUGGGAAGUUUUGCCGGGAACCAUGUCCUGCCGGGUUCUAUGGUCAAAACUGCAGAAACAGGUGUGGACACUGCAAGGGCCAGCAGCCCUGUAAAGUGACAGAGGGACGCUGCAUCACCUGUGACAGAGGCUGGAAUGGAACACGGUGUGACCAGCUCUGCUCCAAAGGCUUCUUUGGUGAAAAUUGCCAGGACGUGUGUCCCAGCUGUAAAGACGGCCACCACUGCGACCCCAUUCAUGGCAAAUGCUCUCACUGUAACCCUGGCUGGAUUGGGGACAGGUGCGAGGUGCGCUGCCCCAACGGCACAUAUGGCGAGAAUUGUGAGAACAACUGCAGUCACUGUUUUAACGGCAUUUGUCAUGUUGUCACUGGAGAGUGCUUAUGUGACCCGGGAUUUUAUGGCACCUACUGCAAUAUGACUUGUACACCUGGCCAGUACGGAGUGAAUUGCAACCAAACCUGCUCUUGCAAUGACAAGAACUGUGAUCCUGUGUCUGGUGCCUGCUAUCUCCAGCCCAACCAGCGGAUGGGUGUGAUCGCGGCUGGAACCCUGGUCUCCUUUUUACUGAUUGUCCUGCUCUCGCUGCUGUGCUGCUGCUGCCUGUGUCGACACAAAGAUGACCACAACAAAAAAGCCAAACGGAUCCUGUGUGGACGAUUCAGCCGAAUCAGCACAAAACUUCCCCGUAUUCCACUGAGGCGACAGAAACUGCCCAAAGUAGUCGUAGCCCACCACGACCCAGAGAACACCUUUAACUGCAGCUUCAUCGAGCCCCCCUCAGUGGCCGAGCAGCCCUCCCCCUCCUCCUGGUCGUCCCAGGAGUCUUUCUCUUCCUUUGAGAGCGGAGACGAGGGGCCUGUUUACUGUGUGCCCCACGAAGAAUCCGUCAACGAAAGCAAAGAGAAGCGCAGCCCCAGCCCAGCAGCAGAAAAGCCAGAAGCUGUCCCUAAUGAGGAUGAUGCAGGAGAGUAUACCUCCUUGAAAGACACCAGUGUCACAAAACCAGAAGGCAGUGAGCAGCCCCUGCUGAAGUCCUCUGACAGUGAAGGCUCCAACAGUGGCUCUGAGUCCACUACUGCAAACCUCUACGCUCGCAUCGCCCGCCUCUCCAAGCAGUCCAAGGAGGAUGAUGGCAGCGGCAAGGAUGGCGAUGGCACUCCUACACCAGAGGCAAAGCGCAAUGGAAAGCCACCACCUUCACCUGGCAAGCCCAAACCACGACCACCAGACCCAUCUACUAAGCCCAAAGUAUCUUGGAUACACGGAAAUACUACCGGGUCUCCCCAGCCAGAGCAACAGGGGCAUGGGGUUAUUAAGGCACUUGCAGUGCCAAAGGAGAAAAAUAGAAGCUCCAGCGAUGGUUCAGCCAAGAGCGAGGAGCGGCAAAAAAUGAAGGAGAGGAGCCGUGAGCAACAGAAGAAACAAGAGGGGAAGGAAGCAGACGCCAAUGGCUCCCCCAGCAAACACAAACCUCUGCGAGGUAAGAGGUCAGGGGACGAGAACAGCAGUCCCAGUCACAUGGAGCACAUCAAUGGUGUGGUUCAGAAUGCCCUCAAGAAGAUAAGUAAUUUCCACAGCUCCUCACCUGAGAAAAAGAGUUCUGACAGUCCAAAGGAGACCCCCAAGGAGCCACCCAAGAGCCCCAAAGUGAUCCACCAUCAUAUGAACUCUGAGGCUGCCACACUCCUGGCUGCUCAGCUCAAGGAAAAAACCCAAAGCAUCAACAGGAAUGAGGGGACAGGUCUGACAAAGACCAAUGGUCUUUCCACACCCAAGGGAAAUCGUGAGAAGCCAACACCUCCACAAAAAGCCAAGAGGACCCCCUCUAGUGGAUUUAGCCAGCCGGGUUCCACCAAGCCCCUGCUGCCCACUUCGAGCAGCCUCCAGAAGAUGGUGGCCCCCAUUGCCACCGACCUUGGGAACCCUGAAGCCAAGAGCCCGGAGAAGCAGGACUUAAACGGCUCAAGGCCUGGGGACCAGAUAUUGGAUCCUACACCAAAGAAGACUCCCAUAAAAAAGCCACCCAGGAAGAAAGGCAAGGAGGGCACGUUGGAUACAUCAGAAAGUAAAACACCCCAGCAAAAGACAGCCAUAAUGCCACCACAAGUAGUGAAAUAAGUAUUUUUAUAGACAAAUGACCAAUGUUGGUGAUGGAUUUCAAAGAGACUAAAAUGCGUUUGUUGAAAGGUGAAUCACAGAGAUUUUUUAAAUGAAGGAAUUUUAACAGGUUUAGUGUGCGUGUGCUUUGACUCCAUGACCAGUCAAGAGUGAGAAAUGCAUUUAAAUUGAGCGCACAUUUGAGUCGUAUAUGUGAGUUUCUAUUAUAAUGAUGUCUAUACACCAUUGUAUUUCAUUUCAAGAAUUCUAUGUUUUGUAACGACUAUGUCUCAAUCUUGUACCACAACCUGUGGCGAAGCCAGACACAACUGUGAGAACAGUGGUGCACAGACAUAAUCCAUAGUUCAUUCAUCUCUGUUCUUCUGCAGUAUGUCCAACACUAUAUUUAUAUUCGGAUUGCUUUUGAGGUUGCAUAACUGUAAUUUGCUAUGCAGGUGUCAGAAACAUAGCUAUUUUUUAUGUGCACUCUCCAAAGGUACUAAGGGUACUAAAAAAUAACAAGAAAAUUAGAUCUUCUGAGGAUGGCAAGUUAAUUUGUUUGUGUUUGUUUUAUUCAUGGACCAACGUGCAUAAAUACAGUUCAAUACCUGAAUCCACCCACUUAAUUUUGUAUGUCUAGGCACACUUUUACAAUUUCAGUGGGAAAUUUCAGGAGAAAUUGAUUGGCAAAGAAAGCAGCUUUUUAAGUUCCCAUUAGAGCAGUUUUCAGGUUAAUAUACCAUGUUACAAGGAAAGCCUUUCUUUAAACAACCACAUCUCACACCUCAAAGCACAAAGGUUAUGCUACAUUUAGGACUUAAUUGUCUAUGUGCUUGUAAGUCACCUUCAAUUCUUUGCUGAGCUUUAGCAUUGGUCUCAAGGCUCUUACCUACAGAAAUGUUGCAUUUUUUUAUUUAAAGACUUAGCUCUCUAUUUGUCCAACUCAGUCAGACAUGGUUUGCUGAAACCCAAACAAGCUCUUUGAUGUUUCUGCGAAAGGGCUGUUUUAAACCCCUUUCAUACUUCGGCUAACACCAAAUCACCAGAAUGUGCUCUUACUGUAGGUUUUAUACAGUCAGCUAAACCACUAAACCAAAAAGGAAAUCCCAAGCUGUCCUUUAUGUCAUGCUCAUAAAUCACUUUAAACUCACUCCCUUUCUCAGCAACAUCUAUAGUUUCCCUUUGCUGUAUUUAAGAAAAUAUACUGCAGGACAAUACCCCCUCUUUAAACCAGAGACAUAAGAUGAUAGAGUGUUUUAAUGCCCGUAAAAAGUAGCAAUGACCGUUACUAGUAUUCUCUACAGAUCAGAAUACAGAAGGAGACUGCAAUGUGUCUUUAUCUGCUCUUUCAGUUUAAUUGAGAAACUAGGUCAAUAUUUUGACUUAAAUGAGCUACUUCCAUUUCUUAUGAAUUAUUUUAUGCCAUUGAGGUAUUGUGUGGAAAAAAUCUCGUCAGAGAUGUUUUGUCCCUUAAGAAACAUAUUAUCUUAAGCUAGUAGACUCAUGCUGAAGUAAAAUGGUGUUUACUUUCAUUUGUUUUGAGGUAAGACUGUAAGGCUAAAUGGUACCGUGCUUUGGGUGUUACAUUGUGCCUCAACUGUGGAUCAGUUUAAGCAAAAAAAGCCAUGUUUGCCUUAAUGUUGUUGCCAACUUUUAUUUUGAGUGUUGCUCCUAACAAGUUAACCAAAAAGGUGGUGAGGUGGUAAACUUAAACUGGACUAAUUCGGUUUGAAGAGGAAAAGCUUUAUACUAAAAUUAUUUGUGAAUAGCUAUUUUGAAAGUAGCAUUAAAAAAAAGAGCUAUGAACAAUGCAUGAUAUGUAUGUAUGUAUGUAUGUAUAUUAAUGUGCCAUUGGUAUGUUUCGGGCUGAAGAAUACUUCACAUUUAAAGCUAAUAUGAAAAAGUGUCUUUUUUAUCAAGGUACAACGUAUUUCUUUGGUUAUUUUUCCAACAUUUUCUACAGUAUACAUAGUGUACUUUUCGUUAUCUUUGUAAGCUGUGCUUAUAUGACCUUUUUUAAGUUCUUUUCUUUUCGUUGGUGUCAAUGAACUGGCUUUCAUGUUGUAUUUGCUUUUUUUUUGGUAUGUUGCUUAUUUUGAGCUCUGAAGCAAACCUACGGUAUGAGUACUUUCCAUCUUGUAAAGUUUACAUUGGCUUUGGAAUUGUUCUCUGUUGAUGUUAUUGUUUGUGUAACACUUAACUGCAUGACGCAGAGUGUAAUUAUAUGGCAUUAAUAGCUGCACCGGAUAUCUGUAACCUUCUUGUUCCCUCCAGUUGUUAUUAUUGCCUCCCAUAAGAUAAGAAAAGAUAAGAUAAGACUAACUCAUACAGAAAGGAUUGUACAAUACUACUCUGAUACCACUGUUGAAACAAGUGCAUAUACUUAAAACCAUAACAUUGUGUAAUUAUGAAGUGGCAAUGUUUAUCUGACUGGCCCGUGCCUGUUUUUAUAGGUGUACAGUGCAUUUUUGUAAAGAAGGGCCUGAAAAAGCUGCAAAAACAUUACCAACUGUAAGGUAUAUUUAGACUUUUGUGGUUUUGUUUUUUAGCAACAUUGAUUUACAUUUGUGUACGGUCAUUGAAUUGUUAUUUCUUCAUUUACUUCUUUGGAAUAAAAAAGCAAUACAUGUAGCUCUAGUCAAGCAACAACGUAAAAAUCCAUCCUUAUUUAAUUGCUUUACAUGACAGUCAUCAUAUACUUAUUCACUAACACCCCAUUUCUUCUCAUGGGGGCGUGGCCUCUUCUUGGCAUCUUCAAUAAAUGUCUUAUUCCAGUGUACAAUCAAGUACAACCAUAAUAUGGUGAAAAAAGGAUGUGUUGGGUAAUAAACCACAUGAAUCUCUUA